AUGAAUUAUAAUGCAAGAGAAAAAAGAAGUCAGCCGAAGGUGAACCGUGGGAACGGCGGGCGGGUGCACUUCCCAAAACAUCGACGCACGGCAGCGAGUCAGACGUGCGCCGGUCGGAGCGAGACGGAUGAUACGACGGCCAACGAGACAGAGAGGGACGGAGCGUGUGACACGCGAUCCCGAGCAUUCCCGAGCGCGGCCGAAGACAGCCGAAUGCAGGCGUGGGAAAAGGCGGCAGGUGUGAGCGAUCCAAGCAGUUCUUACUGA
Messenger RNA from Danaus chrysippus (African queen), 267 nucleotides. The record is from the annotation of a GenBank genome assembly. Lineage: Eukaryota; Metazoa; Arthropoda; Insecta; Lepidoptera; Nymphalidae.